CGAUCCCUUGUCACGCACGAUUUAACACUACCGACUCCACCGAGACUCGGCGUGUCUCCAAAACCGUGCCUUUCCCUGAACCUUCUUUAUCGCACCGCCCGUAUUGUCUCAGGCGAUCCAGUUUCAGAGACAGGCAGAGGAUCUCGUCCGUGUUAAGGCGGUCAGGGAUCAGUGAUUAAGCACCGAUCUGCGGUCCUUUUCAAGAGCGGUUUAAUCUUGCGUCGAGAAAAUAGAAUUUGUCAGUGAACGAUCGUCUGAAACAAGAUGGCCGCCAUUGCUCCUGACCCGAAAAUGCCCGGAAUGGAGAUGCAACAACAGCCAGGGCAUCCCCCGCCCGGAGAGCCGCAGUACCAGCCGCCGCCGCCAGGUUACGCCCAGCAACUAGGUUACGCCCAGCAACCAGGUUACGCCCAGCAACCAGGUUACGCCCAGCAACCAGGCUACCCGCAGCCCCUACAGCCCGGCAUGCCCCAGCAGCAAACCGUUGUGGUGGCGGGGAUGCAGCCUACGAUGGUGAUUGUGGACUCCAAGCCAGCAGAUUACUUCGGCUUCGCGCUCUUCACCUGUCUGUGCUGCUUCUGGCCGACAGGAAUCGUGGCCCUCAUCUUCUCCUGUCAGGUGGACUCCAGGUGGAACGCAGGUGACCGCGAAGGCGCGAAGUCUGCCUCCAGCAGCGCCAACCUGUUCUCCAAGAUCAGCCUCGGUAUCGGCAUCGCCUCCCUCAUCAUCGUUCUCGUCAUCAUCCCCAUCUACUUCCUGGUCAUCCUCCCCGCUCAGUUUGCCGCGGCGUUCGGUUAACAAAUCCUACUCUAAACUCCAGGCAGAUGCAACGAUACGGCUCAGUCUUUUUUAGGAGCACGCCUUAGCUUUUUGCCCCUCGUUAUCCUACCGGUUACAGCGACGAUAAAGACGAACUGAAUGUUACAAAACACGCGUAAAACACUGAGACUGAGCUAGACCCUUACAUCUGCUUGGAGAUUGUCAUCUCUACAGCACAGGUGACGAUACCACAAUUCAUGUUGUGCAUUUUGACUUAAACUUUGACUAUUAAACAGCGCAGAAACGCUCAAAAGGGCCUAAAUCAUACAUGACAUCUUGAAAAUCGGCACACAGACUAUACCAUCUACCUGAUCGGUUCUUGUCUAUAUUUCACCUUUUUUAUCAACUUUAUCGACAGUGAUCACUAAAUCAUAAGUAACAUCAUGU
This is a messenger RNA of Branchiostoma floridae (Florida lancelet), 1206 nucleotides long. Its product is annotated as proline-rich transmembrane protein 1-like. The coding region runs from base 265 to 798 and encodes 177 amino acids. Lineage: Eukaryota; Metazoa; Chordata; Leptocardii; Amphioxiformes; Branchiostomatidae. The transcript is spliced from 4 exons. Gene Ontology annotation, cellular component: membrane. The record is from RefSeq and is a predicted model, not a curated record.